This is a messenger RNA of Condylostylus longicornis, 1888 nucleotides long. RefSeq names its product N-lysine methyltransferase SMYD2-like. NCBI's taxonomy places the organism in Eukaryota, Metazoa, Arthropoda, Insecta, Diptera, Dolichopodidae. Gene Ontology annotation, molecular function: protein binding. The transcript has 2 exons. The record is from RefSeq and is a predicted model, not a curated record. Bases 131 to 1843 code for a protein of 570 amino acids.
CUGAUAUUCGGUUAAAGUAGAAAAACUCGAAAAAUAAUUUUCAAAAACAUUGUAGUGGAAUUUUUUAUGUCUAUAAGUAUUUAAAAAAAUUUUUUGGAAAACCAAUUUUAUCUAUAUCAAAUUGCUAACAAUGGUUAACUUCGAAUUACUUAUAAAUGCAAUUAAAUUGGAAAAUUAUAUGCACAUGUUAACAGAUUUAACAAAAAAUGAAAAAAUAGCCUUUUUUGGCAAAAUUUGUGCUGACAACAAUAUUUUAGAAGAUAUAACUAGAUCGGUAAUUGGAAAUCGGAAAGAUAAUGAAGUGUCGGAAAAACUCAGACUAAAAGGGAAUCAAUAUUAUCAACAGCAAGAUUUCAAAAAUGCAAUUGAAUUAUACAACAAAAGUAUAUGCUAUGCUAAAGCAAAUUCAAAAAAUCUUGCACAAGGAUAUUUAAAUAGAUCAGCAAUUUUGAUGCAAAUUAAAGAUUAUGAUAAAUGUUUAAAAGAUAUUGAAAAAGCAAAAUUUAUAAAAGUAGAAUUGCCUCCAAAGAUUUUAGAAAUUCUUAUUACAAGAGAAAAAAAAUGUUUGGAAAUCAUAAAUAGCAGUAAAACUAACAAAAAACAUGAUUUUCUGUUUAAUUUCAAAUUAUCUUAUCCUCCAAAUCCAAAAGUUGAUUGUAUUAUUGAUGGACUGGAAGUUCGUGAUACACCUAAUACCGGUAGAGGAAUUUUUACAAAGAUACCUCUACAUCCAGGUGAUUUAAUUUUGAUUGAGGAUUUGUUUGUAGGGCACUUAUGCGAUACUAAAACGCAAUCGUAUUUACGAUGCCAUAAUUGUUUUAAGAAAAAACCAUAUUGCCUAUUUCCAUGUACUAAUUGUACUUUAACAAUGUAUUGUAGUGAAGAAUGCAUGAAAGAAGAUGAAAAUUUUCAUAAAAUUGAAUGUUCAAUAAUUCAUAUACUCGUAAAUUUUUUUCAAGAUGAAUUUACAUUGCCAAUCAAAAUGUUAAUGAAAAUUUUAAAUGAAUAUAAUUUUAAUAUCAAAAAAUGUUAUAGAGAAAAUAUAGUAAAAGAAACUAACACUUUUAAACAAAACAGUGAAGAUUAUCUAGAAAAUAUUAUAAUUAAAAGAAAUGGUUGUCUGGGAGUAAGUGAUUUACAACAAGCAGAUAUAACAAAGGCAAAAUAUUACAAGUUUUUUAUGGCUGUUGUAAUUUUGGGAUAUGUUUUAAUAGAAGAAACUUUAAAAGAAAAUAUUAGUAAUAAUAAACUUUUUGAUAAAAUGAUAUAUGAGCUACUUCUAAAGUGCGUACUACAAAUAAAAACCAAUGCUUUCCGUUUUGAUAAGAGCAUUGAAAUAUUAUUGAAUUUUGGUAGCCGCAUUAAUCAUUCCUGUGCACCUAAUUGCUUAUUACUAUACAAAGACAGAAAAGAAUAUUGUUUUGUAAUUAAAAAUAUAAAAAAAGAUGAGCAAAUAAAUAUAACUUAUGGCCCCGAGGUAUUUGAUACGCCAACUUUACAGCGAAGACAUAGUUUACUGUCGGGUCAUGAUUUUAUAUGCAAUUGCGAAUCAUGCGUUCAACAUAUUAAUAGCCUCCCAGCAUGUCGAAAUGAACAGGAAAAAAUUGAUUUCAUGAAAAUUUAUUCCAAUUUUUACACAAAUAACAAAACAAAAAAUCCAAAAAUGACCAAGGAACUACUUUUCAAAUGUUUUCAGCAUUUGCGUAAAUAUUCAAGAAAGAACAAUUUAAAUAUGUAUGUAUUUAUAACGGAAAAUGAAGUGUAUAAUUGUUUAAUUUCUUUGAGUGCAGAUGAAAGCUUACCAAUGAUUGUAGAAAGAAAUGUUCGAAAAAGUUUUGUUUGAAUUAAAAUGAAACUUUUCAUAAAAAUUUUACAAAGUGUGCUUAAA